AUGCCAAGCAUCGCAAUGAAUUCACAGGCCACCGCUGCGCCCGGCCUUGCCGGCGCCGCUGGGCCUCGAGGCCCAUGGGCCCCCCCGGCGCAGCACGCCGCCCUGGCGCUCCAUGGAGGAGCGCGGCCGCGGGCUGCCGGCCUGCUGCAGGAGAGAGCUGCUCCUCCCGCGGCCGGCCGUGGCCGCGGCCGCCUCCGCGUGGGCUGCCGGCCGUCGCUCACCGAGCGGCCUCCCAGGCCGACGCGCCUGCGGCCAGCCUGCUGCGGCUGCUCCCUCCGCCGAGGACCGACCUCGACUGCCUCUUCACCGUCCGCCGCAUCAUCCGGCUGGGCUUGGAGGCGCCCAGCGAGGCUGAAGCGGCACCUGUCCAGCUGCGGCCCGGCCAAGCAGGUGCUCAUGGCGCACUCCACCGUCCACGCGAGAGGGGAGCAGCCGCUUUAUCCGCGCCGCCGCCCCAGCAGCCUGGGCUUUGUGCACAUGGUCACGCCCGCAGGCGCGCGCCGCGCCCUCGCCCUCGGCGAGGGGCAGACGGUGGAUAACUGCGCCGUCUCCGUGCAGCGCUUCGAGCGCCGGCAGAAGGAGACCUUACAAGCAGGAAGAAGAGGGCGACCACGCGGAGCAGGGCCAGGCCGCCGACGGGGGCUGAGCCCCUCCGCAUCGCAGCCUGUCCGCGCACCUGGGCAUGAGCGACAGCUGGGCGCGCCAGCAGAGCGCCCUGUCCACCAGGGUCCUUUAUGCCACGGGCGGCCGCUCCGCGCAUGGGCUCCGGCGGCCCGGGCCCGCCUCCGAUAUAUAGGAGGGCUCGCCGCACGGUGGCGGAUUUUGCUGAACGAGUGUGGUCGGCUUUGCGACCACGUCGCAGCGAUUGGCUGCAGCAAUGCGUGGGCGUUUGGCUGCACGGUGCGCACAAGCACGCCCUUGUGCAGCGAUGAGCGGAAAGUCUGCACAAGUGACAGCCAGCGGGCUUUGGGUCGUUCCACUCCGGGGACUGCGCGGUCGGCCAGCGGCUGCAACGUUCUGCUGCGAGUAGAGCAGUUCCUGGCGCAGGCCAAAACGUCUUGA
Molecule: messenger RNA, 1062 nt
Organism: Prorocentrum cordatum
Lineage: Eukaryota; Dinophyceae; Prorocentrales; Prorocentraceae
Source: the annotation of a GenBank genome assembly